Molecule: messenger RNA, 932 nt
Organism: Parus major (Great Tit)
Lineage: Eukaryota; Metazoa; Chordata; Aves; Passeriformes; Paridae
Product: serum amyloid P-component-like
Exons: 2
Coding region: 1-684 (227 amino acids)
Biological process (GO): innate immune response
Molecular function (GO): complement component C1q complex binding
Source: RefSeq, a predicted model, not a curated record
AUGGGCCACCUGCAGCUCUGGCUGCUCGUCCUGGCCGGGCUCGCGGGGAUCGUGGCCCAGGAAGACCUUUACCGAAAGGUGUUCGUGUUCCGGAAGGAUCCCAGCGACGCCUACGUGGUGCUGCGAGCUCGGCUGGAGCAGCCCCUGCACAACUUCACCGUGUGCCUGCGCUCCUACACCGACCUCAGCCGGCCCCACAGCCUCUUCUCCUACGCCACCAAAGCCCAGGACAACGAGAUCCUGCUCUUCAAGCCCAAACCCGAGGAGUACCGCUUCUACGUGGGGGGAAAGUUCGUCACCUUCCGCGUCCCCGAGGGUGGCAGGGACUGGGAGCACGUCUGCGCCAGCUGGGAAUCCUCCACCGGCAUCGCCGAGUUCUGGCUCAACGGGAAGCCCUGGCCCAGGAAGGGGCUGCAGAGGGGCUACACCGUGGGGGCCACGGCCGCAAUCCUGCUGGGGCAGGAGCAGGACAGCUUCGGGGGCGGCUUCGACCCCUACAACUCCUUCUCGGGGGAGCUGACCGACGUCUACCUGUGGGACACGGGGCUGUCCCCGGACAAGAUGCGCGCAGCUUUCCUGUCCCUGCGCCUGCCGCCCGCCCUGCUGGCCUGGAAGAGCCUCAGCUACGAGGUGAAGGGAGAUGUGGUGGUGAAACCCCGGCUCCGGGAGGCGCUGGGGGCCUGAGGGCUGCGGGGUCUGGGGCGGGGGUGGCCUCGGUGCCCCCCCGUUCCCUCCUCACUCCCAUCACUCGCACCCAUCUCCCAUCACCCAGCACCCCUUCACCUCUACAGCCCCCCACUGCUGGGGACAGGGUCCCCCUGAGUGCCACCAUUCCCCCUCCCCACGCCCCCCGAGCUGCCCCACGGCCGCCCCUGCACGGGCAGGACACGGAUCCAGCGCUGCCCAGCCCCACGUGGAGGCAGGAAUGGGGA